AUGGACGUACCUUUCAGCUCCUCGGGCGCCCUAAGUCGAGCGCAUUAUAACAUAGUCAGAAAGGUGGAGACUGCCUCAACACCCCAACAAGCAGACCAGUUAUUAGCUUUAGAAAUCAAGACCACCCAUGAACGACUCUCGAAACGCUCUCUCACAAUCAAAGAAUGCAAGGAAUGUCUGGUCAUCCUACUUUACUGUGCAUCCGCAGCUACCCCAGGAUACCUCCCUCACGACACAUUCGACUUUGGCCUGACCCACGCGUUAAACCUCGCGGCCGCGGGCAAGUCCAUCGAAGAUAGGCGUAUAGGAUAUUUGUAUUGCACUGAAUUAAUGCCUGCUGACCAUGAGUUGCGAUUAAUGAUGAUCAACACUAUUCGCAAGGUUGAUCUUGAAAGUGGGGUCGUCGGGAGACUCUGCCUCGCUCUGGAAAACUUGAUUUCCAUGGCAAACGAGGACAUAGUGCCUGCAGUCAGGGAUCCCCUGCAGAUUCUUCUCUCUCAUCCACAAGGACCAGUGCGACGUCGGGCUAUCCUAGCCAUGAGGUCGUUGUCAACUUUCGACUCUCAACUGCUUGGACAUAACGCUCAGUUAAUACUGAAGCGGCUCCGAGACCACGAUGAAUCUGUGGUGAGCGCCGCGUUGGUCGCUAGUGCAGGUAUCCCAUCGUCCAAUCCCCAUUUCCCAAAGCUCCGACACGUCGUGAAUGGGAUGAUGUCUUCCAUUGAGCCGUCGGCUCAUGAUCAAGCUUCCACACCGUCGUUGGCAGUUGUUCAAUGUCUGCAAGCGUUAGGCAUGUCAGAGGAAAACAUUCCAUUCUGCAUCGACCUGGUUAAAUCAGCAUCCCUUGCGCGGAACCCUGCCCUCGUGUUGGGACUAUGCAGACUUCUGUCGCAGCAGACGCCUUUCAGCUUGAUUGAAGCGGAGAAGAAAUGUGGCAUGUCUCUGGUCCGCGGCUUGCAGGACUAUCUUACGUCCCACAAUUUGAACGACCAGUAUGUCUAUUUGGCUUGCUUAUUGGGCUUGGACCCAGACGUUUGGGCGGGAACGUCCCCUGACCACCCCAUCGUCCUCGAACCCUGGGAAGUGGAAAAGAUAAUGCAAUAUUUGGAUUCCCCGGAUACUCUACUUCGACGAAUGACAAUUACGCUAAUCGCAAAGAUCGAUCAAGGGAUCAUAGCUGCGUACCUUUCCAAGUGUUUGGAGCAUCUUCGGCCGGGACUGGAUCUCCCCACUUUAAACGUACUCGCCAUUCGAUUACUUGAUGUAGUCGAAGUCCUCACCGGGGACGAUGGGGAGAAAUAUGCACAAGGCCUCAAGGAUUUACUUGAUCGCCUGUCAUCGAAUGGUAUCAUGGAUCGACCCCGGGUUCUGGAAGGGGUUGUCGAAAACGUCCUCCUUUACAUCAGAGCCUCCAAUCACACUUUCCGGGUGUCUUGCGCCACCACCCUCCUGACCUACCUCAUCGAUUCUGCGGAUGAUGUAGGGCCAACGUUCCUGAUUAUCUGUUCGGCUUUAACGAUGGAAACAAUUGGCGCAACUGCCGUUUCACCGGUCGAGCUUCUUCAAGCCUUUUCUUCCAGCCUGAAGACAUCUUCGCCCAUUGUGCAGGACACUUCUCUGCUCACUGUCCUGCGUCUAAUUGCAGAAGUCGAUGAAUCACAGGCUACAGGGGCACUGGAGGUUGUGACUGAGCUGGAGAGACGUUCCGGAAGGCAUAUACGAAAGCAAGUCCUCGAACUAGGCUCAGACCCAAAGGCGCUCCGCGACCGCAUUCGGGCUUCUCCGUCUUCCACUUUACCAGACUUUCUGGAAGCUUUAGAACGCCCGCUUAAGCCAGUGCAAAAGCCCACUACAGCUUCAAGCUGUCCAGGAUCACCCAGUCGGAGCUCACCUAAACUUCGUUACACUGCCUACGAGGCACCCCAGGCUAUUCCUAGGUUACGGCACAAACGUUCGUCGAGUGCACACGGAAGUGUUCGAUCGGACAGUGUCUCCGAGAAAGGGUUGGACCGACGCCGUUCUCAAGACGUCGAAGCCCUUCAACUAUCCUUAGCUGCAGUCUCGCUCGGUAUCAAGCCUGAUAUCCCCUCACAAGAUCGAGGGUCAGAAGCUCCCGGAUUCCCGCAGGAUCCACCAAGGUCCGAUCUAAUCUCCUUGGACUCCCCAUUUGUGUCGGAGUCAGAUACCCAGGGUGACGAUUUGUCGGUCUCUGAAGAGUUCGAGGGCAAAUGGAACGGGUUGGGGGAUGACCAGGGCGCACGAGGCUGGUGUGGCACCUCUGUUACAGCUGUGCUGCGAAGACUGCAGCAGCUGAAUGGCUUUCGCCUCAAGUUGUUGCCUGGCGACAUACCACCCUUCUUCGGGGAGUUGAAAGUGAUAUUGGAAAAUGGUGGAGGUGAAACCCAGCAGUUGGUUUUGGUCCGGAUGAAGGAAUCUGAAGACGACAGCUGUCUUUGGAGAUUGAAGUGUGCAGAUGAAAGGCUGCGAAAGAACGUGAAGAAAGUGCUCAGUGACGACGACUGA
Molecule: messenger RNA, 2523 nt
Organism: Coprinopsis cinerea okayama7#130
Lineage: Eukaryota; Fungi; Basidiomycota; Agaricomycetes; Agaricales; Psathyrellaceae
Exons: 15
Coding region: 1-2523 (840 amino acids)
Biological process (GO): intracellular protein transport; receptor-mediated endocytosis
Cellular component (GO): membrane coat; AP-4 adaptor complex
Molecular function (GO): cargo adaptor activity
Source: RefSeq, a predicted model, not a curated record